AUGGCCCUGUCCAACCAGCGCGUGCACACCAGUGGCCAGCCCUAUGACUGCCCGUACUGCGGUGAGGAGUUUGACAGCUCGCGGCAGUUGCGGCAGCACCGGCGGACCCACGGCGGCGAGCAGCUGCUAGCCACUGUGACAACAGAGCACAGGGGCUGCGGGAGCACCAGCGGAUGCACACUGGAGAGAGACCCUUUGUGUGUGUUGAGUGUGGCAAGUGUUACACCCGCCUUGACCACCUGCUGGAUCACCGACGAGUCCAAACCAGCCAGCGCCCCUUCACCUGCCGUCUCUGCGAAAGACAUUUGUCAAGGAGGACUCUCUUGAACUUCUACAGGUGCACAGUAGAGAGCAUGCUGACUGGCUGCAUCGUGGCUUGGUUCGGCAACUUGAACGUCCAGGAGUGGAAAAGACUACAAAAAGUUGUGACCUCUGACCAGUCCAUCAUCGGCUCUGACCUCCCUACCAUCGAGGGGAUCUAUCGCCGUCGCUGCCUCAAAAAGGCUGGCAGCAUCAUCAAGGACCCACACUCAUCUCUCCACUGCCAUCAGGUAGAAGGUACAGGAGCCUGAAAUCUGUUACAUCCAGGUUCAGGAAUAGCUACUUACCCACAGCCAUCAGGCUUUUAAACUCACCAACAAACAAACUGAACUAUAACAGCCGAUUUACCUGUUUAUUUAUGUGUGUGUAUAUAU
Messenger RNA from Leucoraja erinaceus (little skate), 695 nucleotides. RefSeq names its product zinc finger protein 572-like. The record is from RefSeq and is a predicted model, not a curated record. The transcript has 2 exons. Lineage: Eukaryota; Metazoa; Chordata; Chondrichthyes; Rajiformes; Rajidae. The coding region runs from base 1 to 327 and encodes 108 amino acids.